GGCCACAUCUAGUCUCUCUCUCUGUUGUUCAGGUUCAGCAGUGCUCUUCUCAUUCUGUCUCUGUAUCACUUCUAAUAUUUUUCCAUGAUGGAUUGCGCUUUUGCCAAUCUAGAUGCUGCUGGUUUUCUACAGAUCUGGCAACACUUUGAUGCUGAUGAUAAUGGCUACAUUGAAGGGAAAGAGCUUGAUGACUUCUUCCGAAACAUGUUAAAACAAUUAGGACCAGAGGAUACGAUAACAGAGGAAAGAGUGCAGCAGACAAAGACGAGGUUUAUGUCGGCCUAUGACGUCACAGCUGAUGGACGCCUGCAAAUCCAGGAGCUGGCCAAUAUGAUCCUGCCAGAGGAUGAGAACUUCCUCCUUAUCUUUCGUAGAGAAGCUCCUCUAGAUAAUAGUGUGGAGUUUAUGAAGAUCUGGAGGAAAUAUGAUGCUGACAGCAGUGGUUACAUAUCAGCUGUGGAACUUAAGGGUUUCUUGAAGGACCUGUUUCUACAGCAAAAAAGGAAUAUUCCCUCCAGCAAGCUGGAUGAAUACACAGAUACCAUGAUGAAAAUUUUUGACAAAAAUAACGAUGGAAGAUUGGAUCUGAAUGACCUUGCUAGAAUCCUGGCUUUACAAGAGAACUUCCUGUUGCAGUUCAAAAUGGAUGCCAGUAGUAAAUUGGAGAGGAAGAGAGACUUUGAGAAGAUCUUUGCUCACUAUGAUGUAAGUAAGACUGGAGCUCUUGAAGGACCAGAGGUAGACGGGUUUGUCAAAGACAUGAUGGAGCUCGUCAAACCCAGUAUCAGUGGAGUGGAUCUGGAUAAGCUCCGUGAAGUGUUGCUGCGUCACUGUGAUGUUAAUAAAGAUGGAAAGAUCCAAAAGAGCGAGCUUGCCUUGUGUUUGGGAGUGAAGCUGAAACCAUAAUCCUCACAUUGUAAACUGGAGUUUUUACACCACAUUUACUUCUGAAAACUAGACAUACUAUAUUUGUGUAAGUUGUAAGCAUGUGUCUAUGUAUUACAUAUGACAAUACUGUACUUGUGUGUUGUUUAUUUGGACAACAGUUUGCAUUCUAUUGUUUAUUGGUUUUAAAUUAAUUUAAUGUAAUAUAAUAACUCUGAUUACUAAUAACUGAUAACUUUAAAACUGUCCACUUCAGCGACAAUGAAUAUUCAUCAAUAUUAAGCAUGUAUGAUAUAGGUGACUGCAAGAGACAUGUUAUAUGUACUGUAACCAUUAAAAA
Xyrauchen texanus (razorback sucker) is the source of this 1225-nucleotide messenger RNA. Its product is annotated as secretagogin-like. Lineage: Eukaryota; Metazoa; Chordata; Actinopteri; Cypriniformes; Catostomidae. Gene Ontology annotation, molecular function: calcium ion binding. Gene Ontology annotation, biological process: regulation of presynaptic cytosolic calcium ion concentration; regulation of long-term synaptic potentiation. The coding region runs from base 85 to 906 and encodes 273 amino acids. The record is from RefSeq and is a predicted model, not a curated record. Gene Ontology annotation, cellular component: nucleus; synapse; cytosol. The transcript is spliced from 11 exons.